This is a messenger RNA of Electrophorus electricus (electric eel), 5930 nucleotides long. RefSeq names its product Ras protein-specific guanine nucleotide-releasing factor 2a (gene rasgrf2a). Gene Ontology annotation, molecular function: guanyl-nucleotide exchange factor activity. Gene Ontology annotation, biological process: Ras protein signal transduction. NCBI's taxonomy places the organism in Eukaryota, Metazoa, Chordata, Actinopteri, Gymnotiformes, Gymnotidae. Gene Ontology annotation, cellular component: plasma membrane. The record is from RefSeq and is a predicted model, not a curated record.
GCCGGCUGGACUCGCCCUCUGGCUGAUACGCCAGCCUGGCGCAUCCUCGCCAGCAGCCACAUCAACACAGCUGCCUCUUUAAGCUGAAAGCCGAUUAUCGCUGAUCUCGGUAGUGAAUCCUUUUUACCGUCUGUUCACAGGAACUGUUUUUGAUUUAUUUUGUAUACGAGAAGCGAAUAUAUUUUUGAAAGAUUUCAAAAGAAUAUAUAUAUAUAUUGUUAUUGGCCUUUUUUGGACAGCUUUGGGUAUCCAAGCGUCUUACAGCUUGCGUUCACAUAUCAACUUUCGCCAGCCUUUCCGUUUGUACUUGCAUUAUCUUUUCUUAGACAGAUUCAGUUUUUCUUACUUUUUAUUUAUCUCGUCCAAGUCUGGGAAUCAUGGGCUCAUGCGCAACAGUGUGAGAAACAUACCUGCAAAAUGCAGAAAAGUGUGCGGUGUAAUGAGGGGCACGCACUUUACCUCUCACUGAUCGCUCGUAGAGAGGGAAUCAAACGUGGCUACCUGAGUAAGAAGACAACCGAAAAUAGUCGUUGGAAUGAAAAAUACUUUGCUCUUCAUCAAAACGUACUGUUUUACUUUGAGAAUGAGCAGAGCACGCGGCCAACGGGGAUUUAUCUGUUAGAAGGUUGCACGUGUGAGCGCAUGCCCGCGCCGAAAGCACCAUCAUCUGGUAGAGACAGUUCGGAUAAACUGCAGCAUUGUUUCCUGGUCGUCUUCGGCCACGAUGGCCAGAAACCUCUGGAGCUGCGAACCAACGACGACGAGGACUGCGCUGAGUGGGUGGAGGCCAUUCAGAGGGCCAGCUACUCCACCCUCGUUGUCGAGCGGGAGGUGCUCAUGCAGAAAUACAUCCACCUGGCGCAGAUCCUGGAGACAGAGAAGGUGGCAUCCAGUCAGCUUCGCACACAACUGGAGGAUCAGCACACGGAGAUCGAGAGGCUGAAGGGCGAGAUUGCUGUCAUGAACAAAGCCAAGGAGAAGAUGUUACCUUCUCAGUCUAGUCGAGAAGAAAAAGAAAACCCUGAUAUCGUGAAAAUCAAAAAGGUGCAAAGCUUCAUGCGUGGCUGGCUUUGUCGAAGGAAAUGGAAGCUCAUGGUCCAGGACUACAUCUGCUCUCCCCACGCAGAGAGCAUGAGGACGAGGAACCGGAUUGUCUUCAGCAUGGUGGAGGCGGAAGCGGAGUACGUGCUCCAGCUGUCUGUCCUGGUCAACUGUUUCCUGCGUCCACUCCGCAUGGCCGCCAGCUCAAAGAAGCCUCCCGUCAGCCACGAUGAUGUCAGCAGCAUUUUCCUAAACAGUGAGACUAUAAUGUUUCUUCAUGAGAUAUUUCACCAAGGUUUAAAAGCAAGAAUUGCCAGUUGGCCAACAUUAGUUUUAGCUGACCUCUUCGACAUCCUGCUGCCCAUGCUGAACAUCUACCAGGAGUUUGUGCGGAACCACCAGUACAGCCUGCAGGUUCUGGCUAACUGCAAGCAGAACCGGGACUUCGACAAGUUACUGAAGCAGUACGAGUCCAAAGUUGCCUGUGAGGAGCAGAUGUUGGAGACAUUUCUCACCUACCCCAUGUUUCAGAUUCCCCGAUAUAUUAUCACACUCCAUGAGCUACUAGCCCAUACGCCUCAUGAACAUGUCGAGCGUAAGAGUCUGGAAUUUGCCAAGUCGAAGCUGGAGGAGUUGUCCAAAAUGAUGCAUGACGAAGUGAGUGACACGGAGAACAUCCGUAAGAACCUGGCUAUUGAGCGGAUGAUCGUGGAAGGCUGUGACGUUCUCCUGGAUACCAACCAGACCUUCGUACGUCAAGCAGGCACUCUGCUCCAGGUGCCGUCGGCGGAGAAAGGCAAGCUGGGUAAAGUGCGGCUGGGCUCGCUGUCGUUGCGCAAGGAGGCUGAGCGUCAGUGUUUCCUCUUCACCAAACACCUCCUCAUCUGCACUCGCACAUCUGGUGGCAAGCUGCACUUGCUCAAGCAAGGAGGCACACUGUCGCUGAUAGAAUGCACUCUCGUGGAAGAGCUAGAUCUCAGUGAUGAGGACUAUAACGCUGCAGGUCAGGGCUUUAGCCAUCUGGAGUUUAAGGUGGUGGUCGAGCCGGUGAACGCUCCUUCCUUCUCCGUGGUCCUCCUGGCUCCAUCUCGCCAGGAGAAAGAAGUCUGGACCAGCGACAUUAGCCAGUGUAUCGACAAUAUCCGCUGUAACGGGCUGAUCACCAGUGUGUUUGAAGAGAACUCUAAAGUCACUCUGCCGUACAUGCUCAAGUCAGACGCCCGUCUGCAGAAGGACGACGUGGACAUCUGUUUCAGCAAGACGCUGAACUCCUGCAAGGUGCCACAGAUCCGCUACGCCAGCGUGGAGCGUCUGCUGGAGCGCCUCACCGACCUGCGCUUCCUCUCCAUCGACUUCCUCAACACCUUCCUGCACACCUACCGCAUCUUUACCACAGCAACCGUUGUCAUGGACAAGCUGGCCGACAUCUACAAGAAGCCCUUCACCUCCAUCCCUGUCAGUCUCAGGGUUCAGUACCAAUCAUCUGACCGUUUGUCCAUCUCGUCAGUCUGUCCAGACUUCAGCCUGAAGAUCACAAGGCCCACCCUGGACCAGUCCAAGUCCCUCGAGCUCUUCUUUGCAAGCAGCCAGGGCCCCUGGGGCUGCGAGCAGCUGAACAACAAGUCCCCUCGCCUUUCGCGCAAGUUCUCGUCAGCCCCGCCCCUCUGUGUAGCCUCCCUCACCGCCUCGCCAGUGCACUCACGCAAGCUAUCGCUCAGUUCCCCGGUGGGCGGGGUCAGGGCCGGCACUCUGGACUCUUCCCCGCCUCCCACCUGCCCCAGGGCCCCUCUGAACCUGAGCUGGGGCCCGAGCUCACCUGAGUUGGGCCCCCCCAUGCCGGAGGAGGCAGGCGAGCUGCCUCGCGUCGACGCCUUCUGUGGGAAGGUUCGGAGAAGCAUACGACGGGCUGUCUUAGAGUCUGCAUCACUGGAUAAGUUCAUUCCGGAGAUGACCACUCCUACUGAGGCGGGUGACCUGUCCCCGUGCCGCUCACCCUCCACUCCCCAUCACCUCCUUCACAGACAGCCUGGGGGUCCAUCGGCGGAAGGCUCGCGCUGCGCCAUGUCUCCAGCCUCAGCUUUCGCCAUCGCCACGGCAGCAGCCGGUCACACCGGCCUGCAAGGCUUCACCAGCACGGAGAAGUCGCAUGACAAGGAGUUCCUCAUCCGCAGAGCUGCCACCAACAGGGUGCUGAACGUCCUGCGUCACUGGGUUUCCAAGCACGCACAGGACUUUGAUACGAACCGUGAACUGAAGUCUGGGGUGAUCACCCUGCUGGAGGAGGUGUUACGGGAUCCUGACCUGCUGUCUCAGGAAAGAAAAGCCACAGCAAACAUACUAAGUGCCCUUUCCCAGGAAGAGCCAGAAGACUCCCAGCUCAAGAUCCAAGACAUUCUCCAACUGGCUGAAUACCCCAGAGCAGAGUGUUUUGAGUCUCUCUCUGCCAUGGAGCUAGCGGAGCAGAUCACUCUGCUGGACCAUGUGGUGUUCAAGAGCAUUCCAUAUGAGGAGUUUCUUGGUCAAGGUUGGAUGAAAGUAAACAAAAAUGAGAAGACUCCAUAUAUCAUGAAGACAAGCCAGCACUUCAAUGAUAUGAGUAAUCUGGUAGCAUCUCAGAUCAUGACGCAUGCGGACGCUAACUCCAGGGCCAGCUCCAUUGAGAAAUGGCUGGCUGUGGCCGAUAUCUGUCGCUGCCUGAACAACUUCAAUGGCGUGUUAGAGAUUAUGUCCGCUCUCAACCGCAGCGCCAUCUACAGGCUGAAAAAGACUUGGGCCAAGGUCUGCAAGCAGACCAAAGCCCUUAUGGACAGGCUGCAGAAGAUUGUGUCAUCUGAAGGGAGAUUUAAAAACUUAAGGGAAACCCUUAAAAAUUGCAAUCCUCCAUGUGUACCCUAUCUUGGCCUGUACCUCACAGACUUGGCAUUUAUAGAAGAAGGUACACCCAACUUUACAGAGGAGGGCCUUGUCAACUUCUCCAAAAUGAGAAUGAUUUCUCACAUCAUACGAGAGAUUCGGCAGUUUCAGCAGGCCCCCUACAGGAUAGAACAUCAACCCAAGGUGACACAAUUUUUACUAGACAAAAGCCUUGUAAUGGAUGAGGACACUUUGUACGAGCUAUCUUUAAAGAUCGAACCGAGACUUCCACCUGCCAACUGACAGCUGCAAUGGAAUUCUCCUGCUUCCAUUCUGGCCAAUAGUAUGUGAAGUAUGAAGAUUUUGCUCUUAAAUCAUUGCCAGUGAAAACUUUUAAGAAGCUUUAAGAUGCGUGUGGGCAUGAGCUUGGCAGUACUGGGGGCCCAGGCACAUGGAGUUCAGCAGAGACAAGAAUCCUGGUUCCAGGUCCAACAUGUGGACUGAAGUAUCCAGGACCUAGGGGAGGACCACAUUUAUACAGGGUUCAGGGACGUCAUAAAAACAGCUUCUCUCUGCUUUGUUAAAAGGUACAGUUUAUAUAACAGUACAGAUACAGAUACAACUAUUUAAGAUUCGUCUUAUGACUAACAUUACAUACGUUUGGAAAAUUAGUAAUAUUUCACUACUCAGGUCAUAAUGUGCCUUUGAAUACAUAUCUGAAUACAUAAUAGAUGUUUCAGUUCAUAGUUCAUAGUGAGAGACAAGUUUAGGAUUUUAUGAUCUUCAAAAUACAUGGCACCAACAAUAGUACAUCACAAGAAUGUCAGUAAAACGCAAUAACUUUGGGAACUGAGGCGAGACAAGCCUUUAAGAGGAGAGUUCCAGAUCCACAUUGUUGGAGAAGCAUUAUUUUCUUCUGUUUUAAAUGUCUAUCAAGUGUUCAGUAUGGUGUCCAACAGUCCCAUGAAUGUGAUACCUACUGGAGAAUACUGAAACAGAAAUUUUAAGUUUAGUUUUAUACCCUGCUAACCACCUUUAUUGUCUAUGAAUAUAUGUUGAUUCAUACUUGUGAUUAUACUAUACAUUAAAAAUGUUACAUGAAUGUGUAUUUUUUAUUGCAAUCAUCUGUUUACUUCAAAUUUUAAAAUUUUGUCCAUGUUGUCUUCAAGGCAUGUAUUUAUGUAAAUGCAUUCUCACCUCGUGCUCAGAAAUAAUAAAUUAUAAUAAGUGAGAUAUUUUUAAUUUGCUGUUACAAAAGCUCUUCCUGUGAAGAGACGUGACCAGGAAGUAGGGUGCUGUGUCUCUGUAACUAAGAACGUUUUAUUAACAACAAAACAAGAAUGAACCAAAACAAAACACACUAGACCAAACCAGUAUAGCAAACAGCGUAACACUGCAAACACUGGCGACAUAUGUACAUAAUGUGUGGAACACACGUGGACAAACGCAGACUAACAUACAAGCACUUAAAUAUACAUGCUAAUGAUGAGUGUACAUUCCAUUUAAGGACAAUUUGGAACUCUCCAAACCCUACAGGACUUCCACAGUUAUUUUAUGCUCCUUAGUUCAGAUGACUCAUAUCGGUCAGGUAUAGUAAGACCAUUCAAACAUUUCCAGGUGUUUUCAUCUCUGGAAAUUAGGUGGAGGGGUCCGUGCUGUGAUACUUCCUAGUUAUUAAAACAAAUGUAGCAUAUGCACCUUUGUCCAAGGGCACGUGGAAAUGUUUGAAUGGUCUUACUAUACCUGACUGAUAUAAGUCAUCUGAACUAAAGGUGCAUAAAAUAACUGGAAGUCCUUUAGUGUUUCGAGAGAUCCAGAACCCCAAAAUGUCCUUCAAAGUGUUUAUGGGUAAGAUGAUUUAUUUGUUUUUCUCUGUAUGUGAAAUGUCUUUUUCUUUAUGUAUAAAUGUCUGUGCAAGAAAAUAUGUUCUUAUUAUGUUUCUGGGUUUUUUUUGUUGUUGUUGUUGUUGUUUUAAAUUAGAUUAACAAUCUAAAAGCAUCUCCAAAACUUGAGAACAGUGGUGUAGGUUGUGUGUA